Messenger RNA from Vigna unguiculata (cowpea), 6930 nucleotides. RefSeq lists its product as uncharacterized. Lineage: Eukaryota; Viridiplantae; Streptophyta; Magnoliopsida; Fabales; Fabaceae. Gene Ontology annotation, molecular function: nucleic acid binding; RNA-DNA hybrid ribonuclease activity. The record is from RefSeq and is a predicted model, not a curated record. Gene Ontology annotation, biological process: DNA integration.
AUGGAAGAUUGGGAAGAAGCCCAUGAAGCUUUGAAGGCUGACAUUAACGAGCUAAAGGAUCAAGUGGGCCAAAUCCUAGAGGCUUUGAAGUCACUGAAGGCUUCAGGGGAGGCCUCAUCCGCUAGGGUCGAGGAGAAUGCUCAUUCUUAUGGUACGCCUCUAGGCGCGUCAGUUCCGUUCCCAAUGUACGGUUUGCCUCUGGGAUACACUCCUCCAGUUGGAGAAUAUUCAGAUGCAGAACAAACUUCUUUCUCUUUUCCUGUAGCUAACAACACGCUAUCGAACGGUACUCAAGGGCCGAUGUUAGCUUCGACACCCGUGACAGGAGCAGAGAUGAAUGAGACAGUCACAUUCACAGGACCGAGGAUGACUGUGGCGCCCCAACCUCCGAAAACCUUCAUCGAUGCAGAUGCUGCGACUAAAGCUGUACCACACGCUACAGUCCAAGCAAUGUCCAUAGUUGUUGAUGGGGCUAAAAGUAAACUUGAAAUUCUUGAGGAAAGGAUUCGUGCCAUUGAGGGUGGUGGAAGCUAUGGGUUCGGUGAUGUGGCGAGAUUAAGCCUGGUUCCUGGUGUGAUGAUACCACACAAGUUUAAGGUCCCAGAAUUUGAAAAGUAUCACGGCACCACAUGCCCUAAAAGCCAUCUGACAAUGUACGGUAGAAAGAUGGCUGCUUAUGCCUAUGAUGAAAAAUUGCUAAUACAUUGUUUCCAAGAUAGUUUGGCUUGGGUAGCAUUGAAUUGGUAUACACACUUGGAGCCAUCUCGAAUUCAUUCCUGGAUGGAUUUGGCCGACGCCUUUGUGAAACAGUAUAAAUACACCACAGAUAGUGCGCCAGAUAGAUUGCAAUUGCAAAACAUGGCCAAGAAGGAUACUGAGUCCUUCAAGGAAUAUGCACAACGGUGGAGAGAGUUGGCUGCUCAGGUUGAGCCACCUCUACUUGAUAAGGAGAUGGUGGCGACGUUUGUAAACACGCUGCAAUCACCAUUUUAUGAGCAUGUGUUGGGGAAUGUGUCUUCCAAUUUCGCUGAUAUCAUCAUCAUAGGGGAAAGAAUAGAAAUCGGGUUAAAAAGUGGAAAGAUUGCAUAUGGCCCAUUCGCGACUGCAACUCCUAAGAAACCUAAUUUUAUUCCCGGAAAGAAGAAAGAAGCGGAAGUACAAGCGGCCUCAGUGAUGCCUGUGUGGGAAAGUCGGGCUCCUACGAUUAAUUAUCGACCACACUUGAACCAACCUCCUUAUGUGGCCAAUGCAGUGUCUGUUCAUCAAACACGACCUCAGCAGCAAGGAAACGCGGGACAAAACGCUAAUCUAAGGAGGAAUCAAGAGAGGAACUUCGUUCAUUUCACUCCUAUUCCUAUGUCAUAUACGGAAUUAUUGCCUCAUCUCCUCCAAAAGCGUUUGGUGGCCAUUUGUCCGAUGAAGCCUGUGCAACCUCCGUUCCCCAAGAAUUAUGAUCCAAAUGCCAAAUGUGACUAUCACGGAGGGGGAGCUGGUCACUCUAUUGAGAAUUGUGUGUCCCUUAAACACAAGGUGGAAGCUUUAAUCAACUCAGGAUGGAUAAAGUUGCAUGAAGACAAACCUAGUGUUGAGGCUAAUCCCCUUUCUGGUCUUGGGAACCCUUCGACAAAUGCCAUUGAGGUUAAGAAAUACCGACUGGUGAGGGAUGUGAAUGAAAUUCGAAGCUCCAAGCGGUUUGUUUUUGAGACACUAUUAAAAUUAGGUUUGUUAAAAGGAGAAUAUAACCUGAGUAAAAAGUGUGGAUUCCAUCCGAGUGCUAAACAUUCUAUCGAUGAAUGCACAGAGUUCGAGGAUGUUCUACAAAAUCUUAUAGACAGAAACUUUGUGCAAGUAUGUCACGAACACAUGGAGGAUGAAGUAUUUGCACAAGAUGGUGCGGAACCUGGUGUGACUUUGCCAGAGCCAUUGGUGAUUCAUUUCACUAGAUCCACCUCUACCCCGACAAUUCAAGAAAGACAAUCUAUUAUUAUCCAAACACCCUCCCCAUUUCCCUACAAAAGUGAGAAAGCUGUCCCAUGGAAAUAUGGUGCAUACGUGUUGGGUGAGGAACAACGGGUAGGUGGUCAACCUAGCAGUUGUGAGUCAGUGGUGAAAAAUAUAUCAGGCAUAGGUGGAAUUACGAGGAGUGGUCGAAUCUUUACGCCUCCAAACUUGAUGAAAGAUGGAGUUGGCAAUAGUGAAUCGGCGAAUACCAAAAAGGCUAAGGAACUCUUGAAAGGGAAAACCAUCCAAACCGACGAGGGUCUAAGAAAAGACGAUGGGAAAGAAGUAUCUGAUGAGGAGGCUUGCGAGUUCUUGAAGUUCAUACAACAAAGCCAGUAUAAAGUGGUCGAACAGUUGAAUCGCCUGCCUGCUCGAAUCUCACUUUUAGAACUACUCAUGCAUUCAACCUCUCAUAGAAAGUUGUUAAUGAAGAUACUCAAUGGAGCGCAUGUGGAGCAAAAUAUUUCUCUGGACAGUUUUAAGGGAAUUGUUAACAAUAUCACUGCUAAAUUACCGUUUACCGAUAAGGAGAUACCUACUGAAGGGAGGGGACACAACAAGGCUCUCCAUGUCUCUGUAAAAUGCUUGGAUCAUGUCAUAGCACUUGUAUUGAUCGACAAUGGAUCUUCCCUGAAUGUAAUGCCAAAAACAACAUUGGGAAAGCUACCGUGUGAAGGUAUUCACAUGAAACCAAGCGCAAUGAUAGUGAGAGAUUUCGAUGGGAGUAAAAGAGAAGUAAUGGGAGAGGUAGAAUUGCCAAUCCAAAUAGGGCCAUGUGUCUUUCAAAUAACUUUCCAAGUGAUGGACAUCCUUCCAGCAUACAGUUGCUUGUUGGGUCGUCCUUGGAUUCACUCAGCGGGCGUAGUACCUUCAACCUUGCACCAAAAGUUAAAAUAUGUCAUGGGUGACAAAUUAGUGAUUGUUUCAGGGGAGGAAGAUAUUUUAGUAAGUGGGCCUUCAUCUUCUCGCUAUAUUGAAGCAGCAGAGGAAGCCCUCGAGACAGCCUUCCAAUCUUUGGAAAUUGUGGGAAAUGCCUAUGUGGAGCCCUUUCCAAUGAACCCACACUUGUCGCGUACUUCCCUUAUGACGGCCAAGGUCAUGUUGAAAGAGGGAUAUGAGUACAAAAAGGGGCUAGGCAAGUACGAGCAAGGAUUGAUGUAUCCUUUAGAAGUCACCGAGAAAAAGAAUAAAUAUGGCCUUGGAUACAAGCCUACUAGAGAGGAUAAGAGGAGGUUGGCGCAAGAAAGGAGAGAGCGCGGUGUGGCUCGAAUCCAAGGAAAAGAACUGGGGUUAGGAAAGAUUCGCAUCUGCGACAUCAAAGAUAGCUUCUGCAGCGCGGGAUGGAUCAACACUAGUCAGAUAGCAACUGUCAGAGAUGAAGAUGAACCUGAAAGCUCGAUUUUUGUGCAGCCUUGUGCUCCAAAUGCGCUACUCAACAAUUGGGAGACUUUGGUUCUACCCGUGAUGUUUAAUUUGGUUAAAAUAUAUGAUAAUGAAUGUUUUGAAAAUAACAAUGUCGAUAUCCCUAACUUCGAGCACCCUGUCAAUAAUAUGGAAGAUGAUUAUGAAGGUGACUCGGAACCCUCCCCUGAACUAAUGAGAUUAGUGGAACAAGAAUCUAGGGAAAUAAAACCCCAUCAAGAAGAUGUUGAAGUGCUUGACCUAAGUGAGGGGGAUGAAAAGAAAGAAGUGAAAAUUGGCACGAGUAUGAAGGAAGAAGUGAAAGAAGAAUUGUGUGUGCUGCUAAAGGAGUUUAGGGAUGUGUUCGCUUGGUCGUACAAUGAUAUGCCUGGUUUAGAUACUGAUAUAGUACAACAUAAGCUUCCACUCAAACCGGAAUGCCCUCCAGUCAGACAAAAGCUAAGAAGGAUGAAACCAGAAAUGUCAUUAAAGAUUAAAGAAGAAGUGCAAAAGCAAUUUGACGCUGGAUUUCUAGCUGUGGCAAAAUACCCUCAAUGGGUGGCAAAUAUUGUACCCGUGCCCAAGAAGGAUGGGAAGGUUCGGAUGUGCGUUGACUAUAGAGAUUUGAACCGGGCGAGCCCAAAAGACAACUUCCCAUUACCGCACAUCGAUACAUUAGUGGAUAAUACAGCCAAGUUCUCGCUAUUUUCGUUUAUGGAUGGCUUCUCGGGAUAUAAUCAGAUUAAGAUGGCACCUGAAGAUAUGGAAAAGACCACGUUUAUCACAUUGUGGGGGACAUUUUGCUAUAAGGUGAUGUCUUUCGGGCUUAAGAAUGUUGGGGCCACCUAUCAAAGGGCCAUGGUGGCGCUUUUUCAUGAUAUGAUGCACAAAGAAAUCGAGGUUUAUGUAGAUGACAUGAUCGCCAAGUCUGAGUCAGAAGAAGAACACAUCCUCAACCUAAGGAAAUUAUUUGAGAAAUUGAGGAAAUUUAAACUUAAACUAAACCCAGCAAAAUGCACAUUCGGUGUGAGAUCUGGAAAGUUGUUGGGUUUUGUUGUCAGUCAAAAGGGGAUAGAAGUCGAUCCCGACAAGAUGCGUGCGAUAAUCGAAAUGCCUGCUCCCAGUACAGAAAAGGAGGUACGAGGUUUCUUGGGCAGACUGAACUACAUUGCUAGGUUCAUCUCCCAGUUAACCGCCACUUGUGAACCAAUAUUCAAGCUAUUGCGUAAAAACCAGGUUGUUGAGUGGAAUGAAGACUGUCAGACUGCUUUUGAUAAAAUCAAACAAUAUCUACAAGAUCCUCCUGUGUUACGCCCACCCGAACCGGGGAAGCCACUCCUUAUGUAUUUGACGGUACUUGAUGAGUCAAUGGGUUGUGUGUUGGGUCAACAUGACAAAACUGGAAAAAGAGAGCAUGCCAUAUACUACCUGAGCAAGAAGUUCACGGAAUGUGAACAACGAUACUCGUUUUUAGAGCGAACUUGUUGCGCAUUGGCAUGGGCUGCCCAUCGUCUAAUACAAUACAUGUUAAGUCAUUCUACCUGGUUGAUAUCCAAGACUGACCCUAUCAAGUAUAUUUUUGAAAAGCCCGCUCUCACCGGAAGGAUAGCCCGGUGGCAAAUGCUAUUGUCAGAAUACGACAUUGUGUAUGUCACUCAGAAGUCCAUCAAGGGUAGUGCUUUGGCUGAAUAUCUGGCCCAACAACCCGUUAACGAUUACCAGUCGAUGCAACCCGAAUUUCCUGAUGAGGACAUCAUGACCUUGUUUGAAGAUGACCAAGAAGAUGAUAACAUAAAGAAAUGGACGUUAUUAUUCGACGGGGCUUCUAACGUCAUGGGACAUGGUAUAGGGGCAAUACUAAUAUCUCCAGAAAACCAAUACAUUCCAAUGACAGCAAGGUUGUGUUUUAAUUGCACAAACAAUAUCGCUGAAUACGAAGCAUGCGCUAUGGGCAUCCAAGCCGCGAUUGAGUCAAAGGCAAAAUUUUUGAAUGUAUAUGGAGAUUCAGCGUUGGUUAUCCAUCAACUAAGGGGAGAAUGGGAAACUAGGGAUCAGAAGUUGAUUCCCUACAAAACUUAUAUCAUGGAAUUGGUGGAGUAUUUUGAUUUCAUUAAAUUCCACCAUAUUCCGCGAGAGGAUAACCAAUUGGCAGAUGCCUUAGCUACUUUAUCAUCGAUGUUCAAGAUUAAUCAGGAUGGGGUAAUGCCGAUGAUCCAAAUGAAGAGCCAUGAAGGGCCAGCAUAUUGCCAUUUCAUUGAAGAAGAGUUAGACGGUAAGCCGUGGUAUUUUGAUAUUAAACGCUAUAUAAAAACCAGAGAAUACCCUGAAGAAGCAUCUGAGAAUGAUAAAAGGACACUGAGAAGGUUGGCUGCAAAUUUUAUCCUGAGUGGGGAUGUGUUGUACAAGAGAAAUCAUGAUAUGGUUCUCCUUCGAUGCGUGGAUGCAAAAGAGGCCGAGUCAAUAUUGGAGGAAGUUCAUGAAGGAACUUUUGGCACACACAUGAAUGGACACUCGAUGGCUAGAAAGAUCUUGAGGGCUGGUUACUUUUGGUUGACUAUGGAGAAUGAUUGUUGCACACACGUGAGAAAGUGCGAGAAAUGUCAGAAGUAUGCAGAUAAUAUCAAUGCGGCACCCACUACUUUAAACUUAAUGUCUGCCCCAUGGCCGUUUUCAAUGUGGGGGAUAGAUGUCAUCGGGGCUAUAGAGCCAAAAGCCUCAAACGGACAUCGCUUCAUUCUAGUUGCAAUUGAUUAUUUCACUAAAUGGGUGGAAGCUGCUUCCUACGCUAGUGUGACUAGGAAGGUUGUGACUAAAUUUAUAAAAAGAGAGUUAAUUUGUAGGUACGGGUUGCCUAGCAAGAUAAUCACUGAUAAUGCCACCAAUCUGAACAAUCAAAUGAUGCCCGAAUUGUGUGAAGGAUUUAAAAUUCAGCAUCAUAAUUCUUCUCCUUAUCAUCCAAAGAUGAAUGGGGCAGUCGAGGCUGCUAAUAAGAAUAUCAAGAAGAUUGUACAGAAAAUGGUGGUCACGUAUAAAGACUGGCAUGAGAUGCUUCCCUUUGCUUUGCAUGGGUAUCGCACCUCAGUACGUACAUCAACUGGGGCAACACCUUUUUCUCUGGUGUACGGAAUGGAGGCAGUACUACCCUUCGAGGUAGAAAUCCCAUCCCUACGAGUGUUAAUGGAGACCCAGUUGGAAGACGCAGAAUGGGUUCAGGCCCGAUUUGACCAACGUAAUCUCAUUGAGGAAAAAAGGCUAGCAGCAGUGUGUCAUGGACAGUUAUAUCAAAUAAGGAUGAAAAAGGCGUUCGACAAAAGGGUGCGCCCUAGAGAGUUCCAUGAAGGCGAGCUAGUCUUGAAAAAGAUCUUACCUAUACAAAAGGAUCAUAGGGGCAAGUGGACUCCAAAUUAUGAAGGCCCGUAUGUGGUGAAGAAAGCAUUUUCUGGUGGGGCACUAAUUCUCACAAGGAUGGAUGGAGAGGAGUUACCGUUACCGGUCAAUUCUGAUGCGGUCAAAAAGUUUUAUACAUGA